AGAAAAUAAAACCCAUAAAUACGCGGUUUGGGUGCUUCCAAUUCACGCAGAGAAUAGGGGGUACGCUGUAGCAGUGCUUCCUUUUCACGCAGGGAAAAGAACGGGAGAGAGUUCCUAUAUAAACGACACAAUAAGGUUUAAGAAAAUCAUAAAAGGCUUUGUGAUCAUAGCUCUGGUUUUACUGCUUUCGGUAUCAAAACAGAAGAGACUUCAGUAUCAUUAAUUGCAUCAAUGGCUGAUCAGAAACCGCAACCAGUUGUGAGCUUCAAGCUCGUACUCGUGGGCGAUGGUGGGACCGGGAAAACCACCUUUGUGAAAAGGCACAUUAACGGCGAGUUUGAGAAGAAAUACAUACCUACGAUUGGUGUGGAAGUCCAUCCAUUGGACUUUGACACCAGCCGCGGUAAGGUCCGGUUCAACUGCUGGGACACGGCUGGCCAAGAGAAAUUCGGCGGACUUAGGGAUGCAUACUACCUCCAAGCGCAGUGUGCUAUCAUCAUGUUCGACGUGACGUCACGGGGGACGUAUAAAAACGUCCCCACGUGGCACCGGGACCUGACCCGGGUCUGCGAAGGGAAUAUUCCCAUUGUGAUUUGCGGGAACAAGGUGGACGUGAAGAACCGUCAGGUGAAGGCUAAGGAUGUGAUGUACCAUCGGAAGAAGAAUCUCAUGUACUUUGAGAUAUCGGCCAAGAGUAACUACAACUUUGAGAAGCCUUUCCUUUAUAUCGCGCGGAAACUUGCGGGUGAUCCAAACUUAGCGUUUGUGGCGGAAACUGCUCUUCUUCCGCCGGAGGUGGAGAUUGACCGGGCUGCACUGGAACAAAAUGACCGUGAGAUUGCUGGAGUUGCUAAUGUGCCACUCCCCGACGACGGUGAUGAAUUCGACAUGGAUUAAUUAUUGAAGCUUACCAAUUAAGUGUGGAAGUGGAAGUUCCCAUUGUUAAGAUAUUCCUUUUGCUAAUUAAUUAGAAUUAGGUAUCCAGUUGAUCAAUUUUUAUGACACUUGCAAGAUACAAAUAUAGUAGUGUUUUGCUCUCAUAGACAGCUGUCAAUGUUUUUAUAGCAUUAGUGGGGGGAAAAAAUUGGAGAAGUUUCCUCAAUGAAUAUGUCGGAGUUUUCUGAGCUACUUUUGAUAUCUUUCUUUGUCGAUGAUGGAUUGAAAAUAUCAUCAUUACGUAUUUACGUUUAUAUAUGUACGUAGCAUCAUUUAUAUAUUAAGUAAGUUUUUUUGGG
Molecule: messenger RNA, 1235 nt
Organism: Oldenlandia corymbosa var. corymbosa
Lineage: Eukaryota; Viridiplantae; Streptophyta; Magnoliopsida; Gentianales; Rubiaceae
Source: the annotation of a GenBank genome assembly